Messenger RNA from Ylistrum balloti, 3167 nucleotides. RefSeq names its product inactive hydroxysteroid dehydrogenase-like protein 1. Bases 1 to 1044 code for a protein of 347 amino acids. The record is from RefSeq and is a predicted model, not a curated record. Gene Ontology annotation, molecular function: oxidoreductase activity. NCBI's taxonomy places the organism in Eukaryota, Metazoa, Mollusca, Bivalvia, Pectinida, Pectinidae. The transcript is spliced from 9 exons.
AUGGCGGCAGUUGACAGUUUCGAAUAUCUCUUUCGAGAAAUAUCCUCGGUUUGUCGGUCAACUAGGGAUGCUCUUGCUUUAAUCGGUGCCUUGUACGCCUCACGGAAAACAUUACAGUUAAUGUCAUGUGUAUUAAAGGCGGGACACGACCACUUCCUUAGUAAAUUGUCGAGAUGGAGUGAUCUGAAGAAGCGUUUUGGUCAAUGGGCAGUGGUGACAGGAAGCAGUGAGGGAAUAGGACGAGCAUAUGCAAGAGAAUUAGCCAGCCGUGGCCUUAACAUUGUCCUGAUCAGCAAAAAAGAAAAUCGUCUUUACAGGACAGCCAAGGAUAUAGAGGAAAAAUAUGGUGUAAAAACCUGUAGUAUAGGCAUCAACUUUAAUGAAGGACGAGAAAUUUACCACGAAAUCUGGGAAGAAAUCAAAGAUAAAGAAAUAGGAAUUCUAGUCAAUAAUGUUGGAGUGACGUAUGAUUACCCACAGCCAUUUCUGGAGGUUCCAACAGAGAUGUUGUGGCAGUUAAUCAAUGUGAAUGUAGCAACAGCAACUAUGAUGACCCAUAUGAUUUUGCCACAGAUGGUUCAAAGAUGUAAAGGUGCUGUGGUGAUGGUAUCAGCUGGCUCCUGUGAUAAAAUUACUCCAUUGACAACUGUAUAUUCUGCUACCAAGAGUUUCCUGGACUACUUUGCCCGGGCUAUACACUAUGAGUAUAAGGACCAUGGGAUCAUCGUCCAGUCAUUGAUGCCUUUCUACGUCGCCACCAGGAUGACACGGUUUAGUGAAACCCUGUCUCGACCCAGCGUCAUGAUCCCAUCAGCUACUGAUUAUGCUCGUCAUGCUAUUGCCACGCUAGGAUACACAAGUCGCACAACUGGAUACUUACCUCAUACAAUACAGAGCUGGAUCAUCCACUGUAUUCCAGACAGUCUGUGGAUGUGGGGUGCCACCAGACUUAACUAUGCUUUCAAACGACAAACUGAUGAACGCAUCAAACGUCGUUCUCUACGACUAAUGCACAGUGACCAGUCUCAGGAAUCUGACUCCUGACAAAGCAUCAAUGUUAUUUAGGACAAGCAUUUUUUUCUAAAGAUUUAAGAUGAAAGUACAAACAUGUUGUGUAAGAUCUGUAGUACUUGGACAAUCUUAAAGUGCUGAUGAUUUAGAUAUGAGAUAGUUGCUUUUGCAGCACUGAUUUUUCAAAUUAUUCAUCAUAUUAAAGGUUUAUUUAGGUCUAGUAACAAAACUUUCCUUGAUGAAACCAAUCUGUAGGCUUCAAAACACAAUAAAAUAUCUUAUAUAUUUAACUUUUCUUACAAACUUAACUGUAUAAAGAAAUCUUUGUACUGCACACAAAAACAACUUCAAUUAGUGAUGCCGUGUUAGUUUUGAGUGAUGAUUUAAUGUAAUUGGGACUUCAGCAAAUUUUCUGUUGUCUUUUAUACAUAAUAUUUAUGUGUGCUUCCCUUGUAUUCUUGCUAUUUUCCAUUACUGCCAAACAAUGUAAACUUCUACUAACUAUCAUCCAUCAGUUAUAUAAUGCUUUUAGACAUAUCCAUUUAAUCUAAUGUGGUAACAUCUCAUCCAUUGUACAAUCAAACUAAAUUAUGCAUAUAUUUUACAUUUUAUCAGAAUCUCCAAAGUGAUAAUUUUGCAUGAAACAUCCAUGGCCAUUAUUAUACCGAGAUGGCUAAUUCUGUGGUCAGUCCGAGGUCAAACUGGCUUAAAAUUGAGCCAAGUUUUCAGACACAGACCAAUAAAAUCACUUUCUUAUUAGAAGGAAAGGUCCUAAAGUGAUCACAUUUAUCAAACUGAAUUUAGUUACUCAAGACCUGAUUUCUCACUUAUAUAAAUAUAAAUUCAGAAUAUAAUUAUUUUGUUACUUAGUCAGUUCUAAGUUGGAGAUAAUUCAAGUUACAAAAAUAAAUCACCAUUAUCUCAUAGUUGCAUGGUUCAAGUAAUCACAUUGACUAAUUUCAAUCAACUGUAAUUACUUAUUUUCCUUGUGAUAGGGUUUGAAUGGUACGAUAAAUGCUGACGUGUUUUAUAUAUAUAUAUAUAUAGAUCAUGUCAACCAACUUAUCUUCAUUAUCAAAAUAUGAUAAUUCAAUAUAAAGUAAUACUUUUGUAAAUAAUGUAAUUAUAUAAUUAACCAACAUUCCUCCUGCAGAACAUAAAUGUUUCAACAGCUAAUGGCAUAGUUUCAUUGCAAGAUAACAUUUUUAUCUUAUUUAUGACCGCUUAGCAAGUUUGUUGUGUUAGUUAAGCCGUAAUUUAUUUUUUUUUGUGUACUUAUCGUUAACAACUCAAAGCUUGUUGACCAGAAGCGGGUCAGUCUAAAUGAGAUAUCAGUAGUUUCAUUAUAAGAUAUCUCCAUGGGCCAUUACUGUACCUGGUGUGACUGUGGUGAUAUUAACAAUACAUUUAUACCUGUCAUGUUUUUAAAACAAUUUCAUUUAAAUUUAUGUAUAUUUUAUUUGAUUUACUUUUUAUUACACCAGGUCUUUCAAUCUUCAUUUUUAGCCAUCUUGUUUUCUGCUCAUCUAGAGUCUAAAGUGUCACAUGGUUUUGUUUUCGUAUUCAACACAUCUAAAACAUUUAGUCUGGGUGCAUGUAAUGUACCCAUAUCAUCUUUUAAAGUGAAAUAUGAAAAAUUGUUCUGAGUUUUAGUACCUCAUUAUUGAUUGAAAUAUUUCUGUGUGAUGACUGAAUGGUUGUGAUGAUGAAUGAAACAAAAUGUACAUGUACUGAAUAUGUUUGUUCGUCCUUGCUAACUUUCUCUAUUUAAGAGAGAGUGUUCAAGUUUUGGUCCAAAUUUUAGACAUAAAUGAUCUGGUCAUCUUCUUAAUUAAUAAUUUCAAAAAUCCAAUUAGUCUAAAUGAACGAAUUAUAUUUGUGUGUUUAAUACAUUAGUUUGUCAAAACCAGAUAUAAAAUUAAUAUUUCUGAGGCUUAUAACGUUUUAUAGUUUCAAUCUCCCCAUAGGACUAACAAAUAGCUAACAAACACCAGAUUUUUGAUCGUCCUUAUCAGACAAGUCGAUGACAGAACUGUUGUUUUCAGCUAAACAUGCUUCCCCAGAGUCAACAACACUAAAUUAACAUUGUCAGAUUUAUGUAUCAAAUGUAUUAAAGUAGAGGCUUGAACAUUGAUGAAUAAACUUUUCAAUUGAUA